UUCACUUCCGGCGGCAGGAAGCUGGGCCAUGGCUGCCCUCCUCAGAGCUGUGCCACGGUUGGCAGGCCCAGCUGCAUGGAGAAGGCCUGUCUGCAGGGUGUGGUGCCACCCUGGGCAGGAUCCUGGGAGGUGGGUAGGGAGCAGGACCCCCACCCUGAAGGAGAAGCCUGCAGGCAUGGAGACAGAGAAAUUCCAGAUGGUCUACCGGUUUGAUGCAAUCCGAGCCUUCGGGUACUUGUCCCAGCUGAAGGUGGCGCAGACGGCCCUGACGCUGCUGGCCCUGCCACCUGGCUUCUACUGGUACUCGCAUGGCCUCGUGACUCUCGGCUCCUUGUGCUUUGCGGGCGGGAUAGCUGGCUUCGCCCUGGCCAUGCUCUGCUGGAUGAGCCACUUCUUCCGGAGGCUGGUGGGUAUCCUGUAUGUGAAUGAGGCAGGCACCGUGCUGCGGGUAGCCCACCUGACCUUCUGGGGCCGGCGGCAGGACACGGACUGGCCCGUGGCAGAUGUGAUCCCCAUGACGGAGAGCAAGGACCGGCCCCAGGAGCUGUUUGUGCGCCUCCAGCAGUACAGCGGGAAGCAGACCUUCUACCUCACGCUGCGGUAUGGACGCGUCCUGGACAGAGAGCGUUUCACGCAGGUGUUUGGGAUGCUGGACACCCUCAAGUGAGCUGGGAACGGGGCCUCCAGGUGGCCCUGGGCUGCCUGGAUCUCCAGCAGGAAGGCCGAGGGUAUGGGUGAGGCCAAAGAAGGGGAUCAGGCAGCCGGAGACUUUGCCAGGGCCUCUAGGCCCUUGACUUUUGGGAUGAAGAAAUUCAUGAGGCAGGAGCUACUAAUUGGGUUUAGGAGAGCGGUCUAUCAUACAAAUUCUUACUGCAUUUGUGUAUGACAUUCAGCCAGAUAAUGGCCAGAAGUUUCUGUUAACUGCCAGUUCCUGGAGGAAGCUAUGUUGGGUUCAGUCAAGCUGUGCCGUGUUGAGAAAUCAGAAGGCAGGGCGGUGUGGCAGGGGGAGCACAGGAUGGCAAGUGAGAACGCUUGCACUGCUUGUGUGAAGCUCACAUGAGCUUAAAACAUCCUUCCCUGUGUCUCUGGCAAUAAUAGCAACCUCAGUCCUCAACUCCCAGGCUGGGGCAGGUUAUCAAGUCUUGCUGACUCUUGGUUGUCACAUCCAUGAAAGGGAAAAUCCUGCCUGUCUCAUGGGAUGGGUGUGAGAAUAAACAGUAAAUGUCAAGGUCAUUGCAGAGGUGAUGGUGUGGUGCAAGGCUUCCAAGCAGUCAGGAGAGAUUUCCCGAGCCCUGUGCCGAGCCUCCUCAGGGACUCAACCCCAGAAAGGACUAGGAGGAAGCCUAGAUAGAGGUGGUCAUUUGACCCUGCCGGGAUGGUGACCGCACAGUGACUGGGACAGGUGUCAGCCCGGUGAGCACAGCACCCCUGCCAAGAUUGUGUUCGCCACCCAGACGUGUCCGAAGGCUCUGCGGUGUGCUAAAGUGAUAUGAACUGUGUUCUGGUGCAUUAUUUUAUAAACUAAAGCUAAUUAUAUGCACUGCCCUUCCCCUCAAUUAGUAAUACAUGUUUGUUAUGCAAUCUGUAAUAGAGUAAAGAGGAAGGGAGACAUGAUCUUUAUAAUUCUGCCACUCAGAAGUCAACUACAUGUUUUGUUGUGUGGACUUCCAGUCUUUUUUUAUUGCGGUAUAAUGUACAGAAUGUAAAUUUUUUUUUUUUUUCAGAAUGUAAAUUUAUCCUUUUACAAUUUUCCGGUGUACAAUUCGGUGGUAUUAAGUACAUCUACAGCGCUGUGCAACCAUCACCUGGGUCCAUUUCCAGAACUUUUUCGUCAUCCCAAGGAGAAACUGUCCCCAUUAAACAUAACUCCCCACUUCCCCCUACCCCUGGUCGUUGUGACCACUCAUGUGCUUUCCGUCUUUGUGGAUUGGCUUAUUCUGGACAUUUCGUAGAGAUGGAAUCAGACACCCCAUGGUCUGUGAUGUCUGGCUUCUUUCACUUGCCAUCCUGUUUUCAAGGUGCAUCCAGGCUAUAACGUGUAUGAGCUUCAUUCCUUUUUAUGGUUGAAUAGUAUAUGUGUAGACCAUAUUUUGUUUAUCCGUUGAUGGACAUUUGGAUUGUUUCCAGCAUUUGGCUCUUGUGAAUAAUGCUGCUGUCAACAUGGGUCUACAGAAAUCUUGAGGUCCUGCUUUUGGUCUUUUUGGAUGUGUGCUGAGAAGUGGAAUUACUGGAUCGUAGGGUAAACUCUACAUUUAACUUUGUGAGGAGCCGCCAGGCUUUCCCACAGUGGCUGCAGGAUUUUAUAUUCUUCAGCACUGCCUGAGGGUUCCGGUUUCUCUGUGUCCGUCUUUUGGAUAAUCACCAUCCUAAUGGGUGUGAAGUGGUGUCUCACUGUGCUUCCAGGCUUUUCUACAAACAUAGAUGUUAUCCUGUACCUGGAAGUGUUUGGGUUUUUGCUUCCUGUAACACAAGACUAUCUUAGUUGUAAACCAUUAAAAAUAUUCUGUCACAAGAAAAUAAAAACGUUGUAACGAUUUGAGAUGUCUGACAUUAACCGUGUUGUAUUA
This is a messenger RNA of Callorhinus ursinus (northern fur seal), 2567 nucleotides long. RefSeq names its product transmembrane protein 186 (gene TMEM186). The record is from RefSeq and is a predicted model, not a curated record. NCBI's taxonomy places the organism in Eukaryota, Metazoa, Chordata, Mammalia, Carnivora, Otariidae. Gene Ontology annotation, cellular component: mitochondrion.